AUGCCACAGGAACCGCGCUAUGAAAUAUACCGAUUCGACGAGCAAAUCAAGAUUUUGCAAGAGAAAGCCAUUGUGGAGGUCCUCACUUCAACACCGGCAGAGAAGCAACUGAGACUGGAUUCGUACGGCCUAGGAAAAUUAUGCGAAGAACUUAGCGAUGAAGUGAUUCGAGGCAUGAAUGGACCUCUCGCCAGGUGGGCUAAUGGCUGUGGCCUUGUCAUCAACGACCUCGACAGACCAAGCUUCCGAUCCGAGGCCUUCAGACUACAGAAGGGCAGUGCACUGUGGCCAGGGAAAAAUUCCACGGCGCUGCUUGUGCCUUUGAGCAACGGCAACGCUAAGAUCGAUUUACUUCCACGCGGAAGUAAAGACAGAGUUGCCCAUGACUGGGAUCCACGCACCGUCAUUCAUUUGAACGAAAUGGGUUUUGAAUUCCAGGGGAAUGGGAGUGUUCGAUUCAUCUACAUUCUCUUUCAGACGGCGCGUUGCCCCGAAUAUCAUGUCUGGUGA
Messenger RNA from Fusarium venenatum, 510 nucleotides. RefSeq lists its product as uncharacterized. The record is from RefSeq and is a predicted model, not a curated record. NCBI's taxonomy places the organism in Eukaryota, Fungi, Ascomycota, Sordariomycetes, Hypocreales, Nectriaceae.